Molecule: messenger RNA, 961 nt
Organism: Pocillopora damicornis (cauliflower coral)
Lineage: Eukaryota; Metazoa; Cnidaria; Anthozoa; Scleractinia; Pocilloporidae
Cellular component (GO): membrane
Source: RefSeq, a predicted model, not a curated record
AGCGCGUGACGUUCUCGUAAUUCAGAUUAUAUGACCUAAGUUUACAAAUCUUGCUUGCUUUGAGUAUGAUGGGGCGCAGAACACCCGGUGCCAUCUGAUAUGACGUCAUUGUUUUACUUCCUUGUUAUUUUCACUUAGUCGCCAUUUCGAUUGUAGUCAUGGUGUACAGAGCGACUACUUUGCGAGGGUUGGCCAACUCACAGAUGGUAGUUGGGGCUGUAAUGAUCGUGUUUGGAGUAGCAUGUAUUAUCUCCGCUCAACACUGGAGUUCCUACUUUGGUUUUGGCGUCUGGGUUGGCCUUUGGGUUUUAAUCACUGGGAUUUUGGGAUACAUAGGAGCAAGAGAUGACUCAAUCCCAAACAAUUGUUUGAUUGGAUGUUUUAUGGGCUUCUCCAUUUCAAGUUGUGUCCUCUCAGGAGCAAUGUUCAUCUGCUAUUGCAUUACUCUUGCAAGCUACUCCGAUAUGAAGGCAUACUGUUCAAACUCUUACUAUAGCAAGAGAUAUGAUGGUUCCUAUACCUACCAUGAUUGCUAUCAGCAUUAUGGCUUCCACAGAGAUACAGCAGUAAAUGUGGCUGGUUUAGGUUCAUGUCUUCUUCUUAUCUCCUUGGGUGAGUUCUUCUUGGCCCUUGCAUCAUCCAUCUAUUGUUGUACGGCAGUGUGUUGUGGUACCUCACCAGCAGUUGUGAGUAAUACAAGGACCAACCAGCAACUGAUGUGUAUACAGCCUCAGCACAUGUACCCAGGGGCACAGCCUGGUGUGGUUUUAAUGCAGACUGAUGCUGGUGUGGUGCCACAGGGAUACCCAGCAAUGGGCCAGCAACCUGUGUAUAUAGCCCAGCAGCCUGGGGUGAUUGCACAACCUGGGGUAGCCUUUCAGCAGCCUCAUUACUGGGCUGUUCCCUUAGGAUCCAACCCAGCUGAGGCAGUGACUGCGCCCUAUUCAGAUGCUGCCUCCCA